AUGUAUCUCACCACACUCCUCGCCGCGGGCCUCGUCCUCCAACUACCUCACGCACUUGCCUCGCCUUAUCGCCGAGAUGUCAAGUGCAAAUACGAAACAAAUCCUGAACCAGGCCAGGCAUGCGAGAUCUCUACCGCUGGCCCCCUCGACACAGUAACUCCAGAUGGGAUCAAGCUUGGGGUACUUCAGACCGGGAUUCAGCGCCUUGAACUCGGCCAAAGUUAUGCUCCAAUCUUCGGCAAAGAUGAACCAGCCAGCACUGAAACCAAGACUUCAAAGCCUACGUCGGCUGAUGAGCCAGCAUACGACAAGAUGCCGGAUACUCCUUCUGAUGUAGAGUCUGUUUCGAUCCCCAACUCGGAUUACAAGCCUUCUGUAAAGCCUACUGUCCCUGAGAAGCCCUCUCUUACGGGUGACGGCUUUGGAAACAGCAUCCAAACCCCAGAACCCAUUCAAAAAGGCAUGACAGGAAACUGUAACAAAUUCCACUACGUUACUCCCACGACCACCUGCCAAGCCGUUCUCGAUCAUUACAAGAUAUCCCUUGCCGACUUCGUCAAAUGGAACCCUGCCGUUGGAGAAGACUGCACCAACAUGUGGGCGGGGACCAACGCUUGCGUCUCAGUCAAAGGCUACACUUCGCCUCUAAAGAGAGACAUCAAGCCCAACCCAGUAGUCGACAACGGAGUCGCGACGCCUUCGCCAAUCCAGGCGGGUUUGGUCAAGAACUGUGUCAAGUUUCACUACAUCGGUGCCGGGACUACGUGUCAUGAGGUUUUGCACCACUGCGGGAUCACUAUGGCCCAGUUUGCGCAGUGGAAUCCUGCUGUUGGCGAAGAUUGCAAAACUUUGUGGAAGGGCACCUAUGCCUGUGUCGCUGCGGUUUAA
This is a messenger RNA of Fusarium tjaetaba, 888 nucleotides long. RefSeq lists its product as uncharacterized. The transcript has a single exon. The coding region runs from base 1 to 888 and encodes 295 amino acids. NCBI's taxonomy places the organism in Eukaryota, Fungi, Ascomycota, Sordariomycetes, Hypocreales, Nectriaceae. The record is from RefSeq and is a predicted model, not a curated record.